Molecule: messenger RNA, 4977 nt
Organism: Mya arenaria
Lineage: Eukaryota; Metazoa; Mollusca; Bivalvia; Myida; Myidae
Product: usherin-like
Exons: 13
Coding region: 149-1825 (558 amino acids)
Source: RefSeq, a predicted model, not a curated record
GUUUGAAUAUGUUAAAUGGACUAUACACCAAUAAAGUGACAUAAGAAUACCACGAAACUACUUGUUUGUCAAAUAGAUAAGACAGAGGAAAUAAAAAUCAGCGAAAGCGACAAAUGAAGUGGAAUAAAACGUGGAACAACUAUUAAACAUGGAGUGUGUGUAUACCUUACAAGUUCUCUACGUGGUCCUGAUAGCCUGUAUGUUUUGUUCUGGGUUCGAAUAUCCAUCAAGUGCAGGGAGCGAUGUUGCACAAACUGCGAAAGCAUCAAGUGAGUGCAGCAGUGGUUGCAACAAGACAUGUCCCGGAAGGACCGCACUUCCUACAGUCUCCCAUCCGCUUGCAGAUGCUAAAUGCUUGGAUAAACCAACAAGUUUGCCAAGUCAUGCGGUUAGUUCAAAUGGAGCAGCAACAUUUGAUGGUGGGGAUUGCGAUCAUGUAAAUACGACAGAAGCUACUGGGAAUCGAGGAUAUUUUACAGUCGCUCUUUGGGUUAAGGCUUCAUGUUCCAAAUCAUGCCAAAUUUUGUCGUUCGGAGACAGUGCUCAAUUGAAAUACAGCGGCACCUCUUUGACUUUAUCCGGCACUUCCGUUUCUGCAAAUCUAGCCUCAUGGAAGUGGAUUUCUAUACGGUUCAACGGCGAGAUGUAUAUGUUUGUCUCAAACAUAAAUUCUAGGUUUCACAUUGGCGGGAACUUCGUUACCAGCGAAUCAUUAAACUUAACAAUUGGUCCAAUGAGAAAUCUACCUGGCUAUGCGAUUGAGGUGGCAGACGCCCGAUGGUUCGCCGAUUCCUUAACAAGCAGAGAACUUCAGCAAUUGAGCAGUGGCGCCUCAAAUCUGGAAGUUUUGGAGGUCGAAUCCAACUGCAGAUGCCCUGGAGACUUCCCAGUACUUGAUUCCUCUACAAAGCCAUAUAAAGGCCUAAAAUGUCUGAGCAACAAUGGGAGCGCCUCAGUGUCAAGGCUAAACAAGAACGGUGGAUACGCUGUCUUCCUGGUGGAUGGAGACACGGGUACAAGCUGGAUGUCAGGAAGUGGGACAAAGCCCACCUUAACGUUAGAGCUGAAGAACUUGCAUAUGUAUCAGAUCCAAAAGGUUACUUUCCGUGGAAUGGAACCAAAUGUAAAGACAAUUCAGGUGGAUCUCUACCGAGAAGGUUCAAAAUUGUUAAGCAACUCCUGCACACUAGGACCUGGGUCAAUUUGCAUUAAUGAAGGUUCGGGUGGGUUGUCCUUGAAAAUAGAAGGCGAUGCUGCAGAUAUAACCCGGACAAAGUACGAGAAUUUGUUGGCAAAUAAACUAGUGAUAACUUUGAGCGCAGAUAGUCCCGUCGUUUUCAGCAUUGCUGAACUAAACGUUGGUGCGAGAUGCGGUUGUUAUGGUAACGACCCAACAUGCGCAAUUUCUGCCGACGGGACAUACACUUGUGCCAAUUGUGUCGGUAAUACAACGAGCACUCAUUGUGAUAAGUGUAUUGAUGAGCACUAUCGCUCCUCCGUGAACGACCUCGUGUGUCCACAUUCGCGUCAGUGCAACACAAAUGGGAGAGCAAAUGGCUUCUGUCAAGAGGUUGGCGGAGCAUGCACCUGUAAAUCAAAUGUCGAGGGCCACCUUUGCGACAAAUGUAAACACAACACCGUCAAUCUAGGUUCUAGUUCAUCAUCGGGAUGUACAAGCUGUCUAUGUGAUCCGAUGGGAAUUGUCCAAUGUAACGAUGACAUGACCUGUCAAUUGCAAGCCGAACGUUCAGGGUACGAAUUGCUCGCAAUGCAUGGACACUUUCUACGACAUAACCAAUGUUGGCUGUAUGGCAUGUGCAUGUAACAUCGACGGAGUUGAUAAUAGAAAUAUGUCUUGCGACUUUACAACUGGGCAAUGCAAAUGCAAAAAUAAUAAUGUACAAGGUCGACGUUGCGAUGAAUGCAAGGAAACAUUUUAUAAUCUCACAUCCGGUUGUGGAUAUAGAUGUAAUUGUGAUCCAUUUGGAACCCUAAAUGCAAGUGCUGUGUGUGCAAUACCUUCCGGUCAAUGUCCGUGUACUGGGGAAUAUAGUGACAACAGAAAAUGCACAUGCGCAUGGUGUGUAUGUCUGAGCGGGAGAAGAAGCGCGCCCUCGAGAAGCAGGUCAAGUCACUUCAGCUUCUGAUGUUGCUGCUACUCCGGGAAAACAUCGCCUUCCUCGAGACCCUACUACAGCUGCUGCACCACACCGCCAUGUGUCUGGAGAACAGGAUGUCCGCCGCAUCAACAUUUAUGCAUAAAGAUAAUUCGGUGCCUGUGUAGUCUAUCUUAAUGGUUUUGUGACGUGGUGUGGUUUUGUGACGAGGUGUGGUUUUGUGACGUGGUAUGGUUUUGUGACGUGGUGUGGUUUUGUGACGUGGUAUGGUUUUGUGACGUGGUGUGGAAUUGAGACGAGGUGUGGUUUUGUGACGUGGUAUGGUUUUGUGACGUGGUGUGGUUUUGUGACAUGGUGUGGUUUUGCGACGUGGUGUGGUUUUGUGACGUGGUAUGGUUUUGUGACGUGGUAUGGUUUUAUGACGUGGUGUGGUUUUGUGACGUGGUGUGAUUUUGUGACGUGGCGUGGAUUUGUGACGUGGUGUUGUUUUGUGACGUGGUAUGGUUUUGUGACGUGGUGUGGUUUUGUGACAUGGUGUGGUUUUGUGACGUGGUGUGGUUUAGUGACAUGGUAUGGUUUUGUGACGUGGUGUGGUUUUGUGACAUGGUGUGGUUUUGUGACGGUGUGGUUUUGUGACGUGAUAUGGUUUUGUGACGUGGUAUGGUUUUAUGACGUGGUGUGGUUUUGUGGUUUUGUGACGUGGUGUGGUCUUGUGAAGUGGUGUGGAUUUGAGACGGGGUGUGGUUUUGUGACGUUGUGUGGUUUUGUGACAUGGUAUGAUUUUGUGACGAGGUAUGGUUUUGUGACGUGGUAUGGUUUUAUGCCAUGGUGUGGUUUUGUGGUUUUGUGACGUGGUGUGGUUUUGUGACUUGGUGUGGUUUUGUGACGUGGUAUAGUUUUGUUACGUUGUGUGGUUUUGUGACGUGGUGUGGUUUUGUGACGUUGUGUGGUUUUGUGACAUGGUGUGGUUUUAUGACGUGGUGUGCUUUUGUGACGUGGUGUGGUUUUGUGACAUGGUGUGGUUUUGUGACGUGGUGUUGUUCUGUGAAGUAGAGUUGUUUUGUUACGUGGUGUGUUCUCAUUAAACGUCUGUUGGGCCUAACAUUUUGCCUUCAAAUAGGGUCUUCGUUUAAUGUUUGUUCACGUGGCUUUCACUGGGUCACACUGGUUACUGUCAUUGCUUUAGGAAUGCAAGUAUUCUUAUAUAAAACUUUUAUUUACACGAAAAGAACAAUUAAUUUGAAACUACAGUAAAAAGCCCCGUAGACAGGCAUUGAACGAAGAACCUAUAAAAGGCCCAGUACUAAAGCCCAGCACACAUUAAAACGAUCCUGUUAAAGCCCAAAUGUUUCAGUCAAACAUACAUUUAAUGAAUACCCUGAUUUAGGCCAAUUGUCAGUCAAACAUACAUUUAAUGAAUACCCUAAUUUAGGCCAAUUGUAAGGCCCUGUAUACAUUUAAUGAUGACCCUGUUAAAGGCCAAGUGUUUAGGCCCAACAUGCAUUUCAUGAAGACCCUGUUAAAGGCCAAAUGUUUAGGCCUAACAUGCCUUUAAUGAAUAUCCCGUUUGAGGCCAAAUGUGAGGCCCAACAAACACAUAAAGAAGACCCUGUUUCAGACCAAAUGUUAGACAGAAUAAACAUUUAACGAAGAUCCUGUGACAGGCCAGAUGGUAAGGCCCAAGAUAAUUAAACAAAGACCAUGUUAAAGGCCCAGUAUUAUUAGAGCCAAACACACAUUUAACAAAUACCCUGUUAAAGGCCAAAUGUUUAGGCCCAACGGACGUUUAACGAAAACCCUUUUAAAGGCCAAAUAUUAUGUCGAAUAAAUAUUUAAUGAAGAUCCUGUUAAAGGCCAAAUGGCAAGGCCCAACAUAAUUUAACAAAUACCAUGUUAAAUGCCCAGUGGCCCAAUAGUAAGGCCAAACAAGCAUUUAACGACGACCUAGUUAAAAGGCCCAAUGUUAAGGGAUUUCGAGAGACACACCACGCGACGCACGCAUUUACAAAAUAUAUCAAAAUCCAUAAUAUUGUUGGUAGGUGAAAUAUUUUGAAGCAUUCAAUGGUCAUGGCUUUUACUCAAACAAGUAAAUUUCAUAUCAAGCGCAUAAUCUUUCGCCGAUUGAUCGACUUCACACAACAAAGCAACCGACUGCCGACAUCAAUAAACAUCAAAGAUACUGACUGCUGACAGCAGCAAGUUAAUGUUUACGUUUCCGUAUCACUUGGAAUUAACAACUGGAACGUCGAGCUCAAAUACCAAAGUAAAGGAUCCAUACAUGUACAGUUUACACUAUUUGUACAUCAACCGACCCGUAGCUUUGAAUAGCGCUCGCAAGACCAGCGCACUGACCGAGCUAUUUGAAGAGUUUGCCGCAUCUUCGAUUGAUCACGACAUUGCAGUAGUGCUUUGUUUAAUCAACAUGUCAUAUAUGUAAUUGGUAGAUAUUUUCUAAUGCCAUCGUCAAAUGACAUGAGUUAUGAACAGUUUACUGCGGCUGUAGUGAUCGAUGCUGUAUUGAUAGAUAUAUAUGUAUAAGAUUUAUUUACAAAUAUCCAGUAGGUCAUGGUCAAGGCGGACAAAGAAAAUACAAUACAAUAUUUCUAGAUGAUUUAAUGCAUAUAUAUUACUAAAAAGAAUGAACCAAUAAUAAGCAUUUAUAUUGAAUGAACAUAUGCUACAACUGUACAUAGGAAUAUGGCUUCCACGGCAACUUUAACACAAUUGGCUCCGUCACGUUCACUUAGACGUUUGUUUCUAUGUUUCGUCCACAUGUUAAAUGUACUGUUUAAGGUUUCCGACCCACAAAUAUGUGAAUUUUAUAUUACUGCUGACCAGACAUCAUUGCAAAGGGUCUUGU